CUCUCUCUCUCUCUCUCUCUCUCUCCCCCUCUCCCUACCUCCCUCCUUUCUCUCUCCCUCUUUUCCCCUCCUUUCUACUGAUUUGGCACAAGCCAAUGGAUGGGGAUUGAGCAUGAAAGGAGAGAGGGGGAGAGAGAGAGAGAGAACGAGCAACAAAACCCCCAAACCCAGCCAGCGCGAGCGCACGCGCGUGCACACACACACACACACACCAUCCCAUCCACGUCCUCUCUGGAUCUUGCCUCCCUCCCUCCUCCAUUCUCCUCUCUCUCUCUCUCUCUCUCUCUCUCUCUUUCUCUCUCUCUCUCGCGUUUGCUCGCCUCUGCCAGCAACGGUCUACAGCCGGUCAGAACUCGCCCUCUUCCCCGGGAGCCCGCGAGCUCCCCCUCUCCCGGCGAAGUUUAACGUCCCUGUGCGGCUGCCAAAGCCAAAAGCCUUUCCCAUUCAGCUGCCGCCUCUUCCCUCUGCGCUUUUGUUUUUGUUUUGCACUGGGGUGGGGUAGGGUGUUGUUGUUGUUGUUGUUGUUGUGUGUGUGUGUGUUGGGGGGGAGCUGUGCUGGCGGUGGGAGGUGGGUUGUGAUUUUUAAAUUUUUGCAUUAAAAAAAAAACUGGAAAAAGCACGGGGGGGGUAGAAAUUGAAAAAAAAAUUUGUUGUUGUUGUUGUUGGCUUUUGUUUACCUGGUGUGAGCGUUGCCGCUCCCUUCUCUGCCGCGGUCCCUAACCUUUCUUUCUUUUUGCUUCUUUUCCAAAAAAAUUAUUAAUUUCCCCCUUCUGUGCAAUGGAGCAUGGGUGGGGGGAGAAGGGGGAAGGGUUUGAGAAUCCACCCAAGCCCGGCCCCUACUCCCUGGAACACCAAUAAUAACCCCCUUUAAAACAUUUACCUUCCUCCCUGCUCCUCCUCCCCCCCUCCCCCACCCGCCCCCAACUCACAACUCUGUUGAGUCCAGAAUCUCAGAAUCGGGCGUUGGGGCCUUGCCGGGUGCUUCAGAACGAUGGAUGAGUUCCACCCAUUCAUCGAGGCGCUGCUGCCUCACGUCCGAGCCUUCUCCUACACCUGGUUCAACCUGCAGGCGCGGAAGCGCAAGUACUUCAAGAAGCACGAGAAGCGGAUGUCGAAGGACGAGGAGAGGGCCGUGAAAGACGAGCUGCUGGGCGAGAAGCCCGAGAUCAAGCAGAAGUGGGCAUCCCGGCUGCUGGCCAAGCUGCGCAAGGACAUCCGGCCCGAGUUCCGCGAGGACUUCGUGCUCACCAUCACGGGCAAGAAGCCCCCCUGCUGCGUGCUGUCCAACCCCGACCAGAAGGGCAAGAUCCGGCGGAUUGACUGCCUGCGCCAAGCAGACAAGGUGUGGCGGCUGGACCUGGUCAUGGUGAUUUUGUUUAAGGGGAUCCCCCUGGAAAGUACUGACGGGGAGCGACUCUACAAGUCGCCCCAGUGCUCGAACCCCGGCCUGUGCGUGCAACCACAUCACAUUGGAGUCACAAUCAAAGAACUGGAUCUCUAUCUGGCUUACUUUGUCCACACUCCGGAAUCCGGACAAUCAGACAGUUCCAACCAGCAAGGAGACGCGGACAUCAAACCACUGCCCAACGGGCACUUAAGUUUCCAGGACUGUUUCGUGACUUCCGGGGUCUGGAAUGUGACGGAGCUGGUGAGAGUGUCACAGACUCCCGUUGCGACCGCAUCAGGGCCCAACUUCUCGCUGGCGGACCUGGAGAGCCCCAGCUACUACAACAUAAACCAGGUGACCCUGGGGCGACGGUCUAUCACCUCCCCUCCUUCCACCAGCACCACCAAGCGCCCCAAGUCCAUUGAUGACAGCGAGAUGGAGAGCCCUGUCGACGACGUGUUCUAUCCCGGGACAGGCCGCUCCCCGGCGGCUGGCAGCAGCCAGUCUAGCGGAUGGCCCAACGACGUGGACGCAGGCCCAGCUUCUCUAAAGAAGUCUGGAAAGUUGGACUUCUGCACUGCCCUCUCCUCUCAGGGCGGUUCCCCGCGCAUGGCUUUCACCCACCACCCACUGCCUGUGCUUGCAGGAGUCAGACCAGGCAGCCCCAGGGCCACGGCGUCGGCUCUGCAUUUCCCCUCCACGUCCAUCAUCCAGCAGUCAAGCCCGUACUUCACACACCCGACCAUCCGCUACCACCAUCACCACGGCCAGGACUCUCUGAAGGAGUUUGUGCAGUUUGUGUGUGCCGAUGGUUCGGGCCAGGCCACCGGACAGCAUUCGCAACGACAGGCGCCUCCUCUGCCAACCGGUUUGUCAGCAUCGGACCCCGGGACGGCAACUUUCUGAAUAUCCCGCAGCAGUCUCAGUCCUGGUUCCUCUGAUAAGAUCGAUAUAUAUAAAAAAACGAAACAACAAAAUGAAGAGGUUCCUCAAAAGGGGGGGAGAAGAAAUUUUGAGACAUGGAAAAAAAAAAUCCCCCAGCCCAGCCCAGCCCAGCCCCACCGAAAAGCAAAAAUUAAAGAGUCGUCAGCCACUCAGCCCUUCUCUCCUCCAGCCCGGGGACGCCCGCGGGCCCCAGAAGCAGCCCCAGUCCUCGGAGAGCCCUCGGAGGGGAUCUCGGCGGAGCUGUGCACCAACAGCCGAGCAGAGAGAAACACGCGAACGGGACUCUGCCCGCGAGGAUGCGGCGGCACUGCCUCCCCGCCCCCGCCCCGGCCCUCCGGCCCUCCGGCCCUCCGGGGACAGAGCCCAAUCCCCCAGCCCCAGCAAAGCACCCAGCACACAGUUCUGCAGGGGCCCGGCCCCCGCCCCCGCCCUUCCUAGGGGGACCCUCCCCCGCACACACCCUCUGCUCCGCUGGAGCUCCCCCAGGGAGUCCGGAGGACCAGCUCCUAAGGAUGAUGGGGUGUAGACCCGCGCGGGCUCGCCCCGACCCCGGCUCCCCAGACUCCGCCCCUCCAACCCCACCCCCUUUCCCGGCCUGGGCUCCGGCCCUUUCUUGACGCCAGGUGCUGACCCAGGCUGGGAGGCGCCCGGGUGGGCAAGGGCGCCCCCUGGAGCUGGCUAUAAUGAGCCCAGAGGCGAGGGGUGGUCCUGCCACCCCCGCUCUGAGCCCAAGGGGCGGUUCCCGGGGCUCUCCGUAGAGUCCAUGGGAGAAAGAAUGUUCUCCACGGCCCGGCCCAGCCUGGGACAGCCCCCCCCAACCUCCGCUGCCACGAGCGAGGAGGGGGAGUCGGGCCCCGGGUCGCCUCCCACCCCGCCCCCGCUGCGUCCAGCUCCCCAGCCCUGCAUGUAGGUGCCCUCGCUCCGCCCCCAUCGGCCCGUGCCCCUCACGCUGACAGCCCUGCGGGGGCCGGGCCCGGGAGCGGAGCGGAAAGGGGACCCCCCCACCCGGAGCGGAGCGAGGAGAACCAGGCAGCCGCUGCGGUGGGCUGAGCCGCCACCUGGGCUUAGGUAGGCGUCCUGCGCGCCGACUUUUCAGUUCCUAUGGAGGGUGUUGGGUGUCGUCCUUUGCAAAAAGUGGGUUUUUUUUUCUUCUUUUUGGAGCUUUCCGUCCCCUCCCCACCUUCUCCCGCACCCCACCCCCCCACAUAGCCAGCGCUCUCUGGAUUUUAGCUGUAACGUCUUCGCAUUGAGGGGUGGGGCAGUCAGCAUCCGGGUGUUGCGCGCUGUUGCAGUUGGGGAUUCUUCCAUCUGAGCAACUUGGGAACAAUUUGCAAACACACCACAGGAAGUAGCUCUCCCCCCUAGCCCUUCCUCCCCCCCCCCCAAGGGAUGGGGGCCUGUUCAGAGGGUCUUGAGAAGCCCCCCUGGGAGGGAGGGGAGCAGGAGCAUGCCCAGCGCCCUCCGGGUGUGGUUGGUCCCUCCGGCUUGUCUGUGCCUUACUCUCUCCUAUGCGUCCCUCCAGUCCCCUUCCCCGUCUCUUUCUCUCUCUCUCUCUCUCUCUCUCUCUCUCUCUCUCUCUCAUGAAAACAUAAAGCA
Messenger RNA from Lepus europaeus (European hare), 3928 nucleotides. RefSeq names its product nuclear factor I X (gene NFIX). NCBI's taxonomy places the organism in Eukaryota, Metazoa, Chordata, Mammalia, Lagomorpha, Leporidae. Gene Ontology annotation, cellular component: nucleus. Gene Ontology annotation, biological process: regulation of transcription by RNA polymerase II. The transcript has 10 exons. Bases 992 to 2293 code for a protein of 433 amino acids. The record is from RefSeq and is a predicted model, not a curated record. Gene Ontology annotation, molecular function: RNA polymerase II cis-regulatory region sequence-specific DNA binding; DNA-binding transcription factor activity, RNA polymerase II-specific.